AUGAGCGGUAAGCUCUCAGUGUCAAGCGUGCGGAGCUCCGUCAAGGAAAUCCUGGCGGAAGCCAAUGGCGAGAAGAAGCGUAACUUUGUGGAGACAAUCGAGCUUCAGAUCGGUCUCAAAAACUAUGACCCCCAGAGAGACAAGCGUUUCUCUGGCACCGUCAAACUCCCCAAUGUCCCCCGUCCACGCAUGUCCAUCUGCAUUCUUGCCGAUGCCGCUGACAUUGACCGUGCAAAGCAAAUUGACCUCGAGUACAUGUCCGUCGACGACUUGAAGAAACUCAACAAGAACAAGAAACUCGUCAAGAAGCUGGCAAAGAAAUACGAUGCUUUCUUAGCAUCCGAAGCCCUUAUCAAGCAGAUCCCUCGUCUCCUUGGUCCCGGUCUUUCAAAAGCCGGAAAGUUCCCUACCCCCGUAUCUCACUCCGAGGAUCUCUCUAACAAGCUUGUCGAAGUCCGUUCCACGAUCAAAUUCCAACUCAAGAAGGUGCUGUGCUUAGGUGUGGCAGUCGGCCACGUCCAGAUGACGGACGACCAAGUGUUGGGCAAUGUCAUGUUGAGCAUUAACUUCUUGGUCUCCCUGCUCAAGAAGAACUGGCAGAACGUCAAGUCGCUCCACAUCAAGAGCACGAUGGGCAAACCUGUCCGGUUAUUCUAA
Messenger RNA from Pisolithus orientalis, 657 nucleotides. Its product is annotated as 60S ribosomal protein L10A. Lineage: Eukaryota; Fungi; Basidiomycota; Agaricomycetes; Boletales; Pisolithaceae. The record is from RefSeq and is a predicted model, not a curated record. Gene Ontology annotation, biological process: translation. Bases 1 to 657 code for a protein of 218 amino acids. Gene Ontology annotation, cellular component: large ribosomal subunit. The transcript is spliced from 6 exons. Gene Ontology annotation, molecular function: structural constituent of ribosome; RNA binding.